Brassica napus (rape) is the source of this 3364-nucleotide messenger RNA. RefSeq names its product probable peroxidase 26. The record is from RefSeq and is a predicted model, not a curated record. Gene Ontology annotation, cellular component: plant-type cell wall; plasmodesma. Bases 2156 to 3163 code for a protein of 335 amino acids. Gene Ontology annotation, biological process: hydrogen peroxide catabolic process; response to oxidative stress. Lineage: Eukaryota; Viridiplantae; Streptophyta; Magnoliopsida; Brassicales; Brassicaceae. The transcript is spliced from 4 exons. Gene Ontology annotation, molecular function: heme binding; peroxidase activity.
UAUAUAUAUAUAUAUAUAAUCUUUCAUUUUCGUUUUUACUAUUUGCAUACCCAAAUUUUUACUUGAGGUCGCUUAUGUUUCUCUUUGGAAGAGAAACAAGAUUAACUACAAAAAUUCAUUAGGAUUUAGGAUCAUUACUUACUAAAUAAAUUAUUCCACAGGAAGAAACGUUAACGUUAACUAAAGUAAGAGUAUCUAAAGACUUAUUCCAUUUUUCACUCUAAAUUUAUAAAGUUGCUUAUGAGAAAAGAAAAAAAAAAGUUUUUUAUUAACCUACUUCAGAAUUAAAAAUAGAAUUUCUGCAAAAAUGUAGUAGUCAUACGAUUUAUUCUAAUUUUACUAAUUAUUCCAGAUGGAAUAUUGUUGAAGUAAAUUCCAAUCAACUCUAUUUUGGAGAUACUCUAAGUUAUAGAUAAAAAAAAGAAAUAAUACAUAAAUUUUUCUCUAAAAUAUUACAGCUACAAAAAAUGUUCAGAUGUGGUCCAAUUCUUCUAGACCAUGAAGUAUAAUGCUCAAGAAAUCCAAUGAACUGCAAAAGAAAAUCAGAAAUGCUAGUGAUACUCGCGAAAUGUUAACUUAAAAUAAGAGAAAAUAAAUAAAUUAAAACUGCUGCUAAAAUAAAAGGAAAAAAAAAAUAAAAUUAAACCUUUAGUCCACUGUGUAUAAAAGAAAAGAAAAGUAUAAUAAGUUAAUUUGGAUGAAAGCAUAUGUAGUACAAUUAGGUUUGACAAAUAUGUCAUAUGUAUAAGAAAAAGGUCGCAAUCCAUAUAAAAAAAAAUCAAAUUGUGUGUUGCGUACAUAGAUUUAAAGGGAACAAACAUUAUGUAUUGUUAUUAUUGUAUAUCUUUCACGUUCGAGUGUAAAAUGAUUAAAUUAAAUAUGUUUACUUUUUCUUUUUGUAAAAACGAAAACAAAUAUGAAUUGAUUGUGUCCAUUCACAAAUGGACUGUAAAAAGAAAAACCAUAACUAUAGAUGACUAUACUAAUUACUACAUAUCAUGAAUUUGAAUCAGAAAAAGUUUUCAUCAUAAUCGUUUUUAUUUCACAGAACAUUGACAAACAGACCGUACUGUGAUAACAGCAUUACAAGAAAAGGGGUCAAGUUUCAAACGAAAAGCUUUUGGCUAAUGUCACCACGAAAAGUAUCCUAUCGACAUGACAACAUGAUCAGUCCUUGUUUUUUUAGUCACCACUUAUAUAUUAAUUCCUUUCUUUAAGAUCAUAUAUAUACAUGUUUGAAACAGUAUUCUACAUAAUAAAUAAGAACACACGAGAAAUGGGAUCUCAUAUUUCUGCAUGGGAAAUCAAACAACGCGCACAAUCCGAGUUAAGAUCACAUGAUAACACGUUGCUUCACUAUCUGAUGACCAUAACGUAAAAUUUAUACAAGUGUAGUAUACACACACUUGAUUAAUAUUUUAAGGUAUCACACAUACAAUUUUAUGUAGUUUUAAGGAAAUAGGAGUAAGUUUCAAAAGAAAAAGAAAAAGAAAAAGAAAAAGAAAGAGUACAUAUUUUAAAAAUCCAAAACUCCAGUCGUGUUAGGAGGGUCUUCUUAUUUUCUCUUUUGACCUUUGCUUCUUACAUGCAUGUCACAUAAAAUCUUCAUACACAAACCAUCAACUCUUAAAACCUCAAUCAAAGUUUUAACCCAACCGAUCUGAUAAUUUCCCGGCCUUUUAGUAUCCUAAUAAUUUUGGCAUACCAUUUGUUAUUUCAUCUUAAUUUGCGCAUAUGUAUAAAUAUCAUAGAAAGAGAUGUUUUGGUACAUAGAUAUCAAAACGUAGACUAUCUUUAUGUGAUAAUUUCAUAUUUUUAUCAUAAGUAAUUUUCAUGCAAAUUAUUUCUCCACAAAUAUUCAAAACGUCGGCAUAGAAAUUAAAUGGGGUAGACGACAUUACGGGCUGGCAACUUACCUUGCACGGUACUUAACACAAACUCAACAAAGAUCCGAUUAUUAUGCUUGCAAAACUUGUUGCUUAAUUAAUUUUUAAAUAUCAUUUAGUAAAUAAAGCUGUCUCAAUUCCUAGUCAGAGAUGGCACCUUCACAAUCUAUAUAUCAAACUUCCUUGUAUAUAUAAACCCCUCACUAGUACUCAACAUCACACCUAUUUUGUCUUCUCCAUAACACUCAACAGCCUUCACCGCGAGAUAAAUGGCUAUGAUUAAGCUCAUCCUCUCGGUGCUGGUGUUAGGAGCCAUCAGCCUCUUCCCGGGAACGGCUGAGGCGUCCGUGAUGGGGCCGACCAUGCAGAAACUGACAUGGCAUUACUACAAAGUUUAUAACACUUGCGAGAAUGCUGAGAACUUUGUGAGGCAUCAAGUUGAGAAGCUUUACAGGAAUGAUACAACCAUUGCUCCUAAGCUCCUUCGUCUCCUCUACUCAGAUUGCUUUGUCACCGGAUGCGAUGCAUCGGUUCUUCUAGAAGGUCCAAACUCAGAGAGAAAGGCACCGCAAAACACAGGACUUGGAGCGUUCGUGAUCAUAGACAAAAUCAAGAAAGUGUUGGAACAAAGAUGUCCUGGUGUUGUCUCUUGCGCUGACAUUCUUAACCUCGCAACUCGAGAUGCUGUUCAUAUGGCAGGUGCACCAUCUUAUCCUGUGUUCACAGGCAGGAGAGAUGGCUUGACGUCUGAUAAGCAAACCGUGGACCUACCAUCACCGUCCAUCUCAUGGGAUGCAUCCAUGGCUUACUUCAAAUCCAGAGGCUUGAAUGUUCUUGACAUGGCUACACUUUUAGGAUCACAUUCAAUGGGGAGAACACACUGCAGCCACAUCGUCGACCGUCUCUACAACUUCAACAAGACAGGUAAACCAAGUCCCACUAUGAACAAGUCUUUCCUCUCCGAGAUGGCAAAUAAAUGUCCACCAAGAACGAAGAAAGGCCAGACCGAUCCGCUAGUGUACCUAAACCCGGACUCAGGCUCAAACCACAGCUUCACAAGCUCGUUCUACUCCAGGGUUCUAUCAAACAAAUCUGUUCUCGAAGUAGAUCAACAACUGCUUUACAACGAUGACACCAAGCAAAUCUCUGAGGAGUUCUCAGAGAGUUUUGAGGAUUUUAGGAAAUCAUUUGCUCUUUCAAUGAGCAAGAUGGGGUCUAUAAAUGUGUUAACUAAGAAUGAAGGCGAGAUACGAAGAGAUUGCAGGCGUAGAAACUAAACACAAAUCUCUCUCCCUCUCUGAUCUUUGUGAUUGCAAGAAGAAUAGUACAAACAGGUAACAACAUGAAAGAAAAGAUUGAAAAGAUCAUGUUUCAGAUAUAUAGAUUUUUGUUGUUAUUUAUUACAUUGUGAUUCUCUAUAGCUGAAAGAAGAUAUGAUUCUUGUUGUGUGACUUUCUAAUAAGUAUAAAAUUUUCUGA